AUGGUUCUCUCCAAGGAAAAUGCCUCCAUUGGCAUUAUUGGAAUGGGCGACAUGGGCAGGAUGAUAAACGCCUGUGACAAGCCGGAUAGUUACAAUUCACUCAAAGACGAAUUUGCUUCAGACCAAGGUAUUACUAUAUUUCCGAAUGGACACUUGGUCUCGCGAAUCAGCGACUACAUUAUUUACAGCGUAGAGGCCGCAUUUAUCGAUCGGAUAGUGGCUGAAUAUGGUCCUUCGACAAAGGUCGGCGCAAUCGUUGGUGGUCAGACUUCGUGCAAGUCGCCUGAACUUCAGGCUUUCGAGAACCAUCUGCCUCCGGAUGUAGAGAUCCUCUCGUGCCACUCGCUCCACGGCCCAAAGGUUGCUCCCAAGGGUCAGCCACUGGUCUUGAUUCAACACCGAGCUACUGAUGCGAGCAUGCGAUUUGUAGAGGAAGUCUUUUCCUCGUUUGAAUCCAAAUAUGUUCAUCUCAGCGGCGAGAUGCAUGAUCGUAUUACCGCCGAUACCCAAGCGGUCACGCAUGCUGCUUUCCUCAGUAUGGGUACUGCAUGGUCUUCGAAUAAAAAGUUUCCCUGGGAAAUUGCCCGCUGGGUGGGAGGUCUCGAAAAUGUCAAGAUCAACAUCACCCUGCGCAUAUACGCGAGCAAGUGGCACGUCUACGCCGGUCUUGCCAUUCUCAACCCGGCCGCCAAAAAGCAGAUCCAUCAGUACGCGCAGUCAGUGACUGAGCUGUACAAAUUGAUGUUGGAGGGCCGCCGAGAAGACCUCAAGCAAAGAGUCAAGGCCGCCGGUGCAGCAGUCUUCAAAGAGGGAACUGAAGCACAGGACCUGCUUCUAAAAGACGAAGUUCUCGACCGGUUCUCGCUAUCCCAGAAGCCCCGAGAAGCAGUUCCUCCGAACAACCACCUCAGUCUGCUGGCGAUUGUGGACUGCUGGUCCAAACUUGGCAUUGUUCCUUAUGACCACAUGAUCUGUUCAACCCCACUCUUCCGUCUCUGGCUAGGCGUGACCGAGUACCUGUUCCGUAACCCGGAGCUUCUCGACGAAGUCCUAGACAUCGCCAUCGACGACCACACGUUCCGAGCAGACGAUCUAGAAUUCACCUUUGCCGCAAGGGCCUGGUCCGACUGCGUCUCGUUUGGGGAUUUUGAAUCCUAUCGCGACCGUUUUGAGCGCAUCCAAAACUACUUCGCGCCACGAUUCCCCGAGGCUGUCAAGCUUGCAUCUGUUCACAGUGAGAAUCUGGGUCCUUCGAAGGCCGCACCUUCUCUUUAUCGGCCUGAGGAUGAAACUAUUACAAUUCUACGAACACAGUACGAAGGGCUGCUCCGAACAGCUCGGCAAUUUGAAAACCUCAAACAUCGGCUUCUAAAAGGCGGCGUCACUCUACAAAGCCUUGAUGUUCUCCUCAGUGAGCCGCUUUUGCCCAUCCCAGGGCCUGCCGCCAACACUCAUUUUCAAGGCAAACAAGCCCGAAACGACGAAUAUCAAUCUACCAGGAACGAUGGGACUAGGUGGACACAUACCGACGAACCAAGGAUGACCGAAGAAGAGAAUGGCUUCUAUCUCAUUGAAAAGGAAGAGACUCACAGUCCAGAGCGAGAGGAGAUCCAACAGGGUCCUGCUACUGAUGAGCAGCGGACUGUCGACAUUCGGGGCAUACCCGACCGAACCACCCAUCGUGACCUGACCAAUGCAAUCUGCGGUGGUGCUAUUCUCGAACUUUAUUUCAAGUCCUUCGACCAUGCUGCUCGCCUCUCCUUCACCGAGCCCUCUGCAGCGAGGGUAUUUGUGAACAACGCUAAGCAGCAUGGGUUCUACAUUGCCGGCAAAAAGGUUGAGGUUUCAUGGGCAGAGCGACAGUUCUUUCUUCGCACUUUUAUCAAGCAGAAUAUCGACCACGGGGCGUCGCGAACCCUAGUCAUCCGCAAUGUCAACCCUAACAUCACCGAGGCCCUUAUACGACAACAUCUCGACCACAUCCAUAACCUUGUCGUCAUUGAUAUCCAAUUCAGCCAGGGGAACGCUUAUAUCAGCACGAAUUCUGUUCACAACGCAAUGUUUGCACGCUCGUGCAUGAUGUCGCGCACCGCCUACAAAAGAAUGAGAAUCGAAUUCAGCCUAGACGAAUGCAUUCGUCCUUUUCCGAAAGUCGAGAUUUACCAGAAAUCCAACGGCAAGACCGUGGAGAGCCCUCCCAAGCCUGCCAAAAAACCUACUAGGCCUCAGUCAAACAGGUUUGAAUCGUUGAGUGUCGAAAACUCGGGAGUAUCUGAUGUCUCCACUGACUCUGACUGA
This is a messenger RNA of Talaromyces rugulosus, 2298 nucleotides long. RefSeq lists its product as uncharacterized. Bases 1 to 2298 code for a protein of 765 amino acids. The transcript is spliced from 13 exons. Gene Ontology annotation, biological process: L-tyrosine biosynthetic process. Gene Ontology annotation, molecular function: prephenate dehydrogenase (NADP+) activity; prephenate dehydrogenase (NAD+) activity; NAD+ binding. The record is from RefSeq and is a predicted model, not a curated record. Lineage: Eukaryota; Fungi; Ascomycota; Eurotiomycetes; Eurotiales; Trichocomaceae.